Messenger RNA from Camelina sativa (false flax), 429 nucleotides. NCBI's taxonomy places the organism in Eukaryota, Viridiplantae, Streptophyta, Magnoliopsida, Brassicales, Brassicaceae. The record is from RefSeq and is a predicted model, not a curated record.
AUGGCCGCCUCCACUACAAACUCUCCUUCGACUGGUGAAGUUAUCUUCACCAACAACACAAACACACUCUUCAACGUCAACACUGCCAACGUCACUAAGCUUAAUGAUACCAACUAUCUCAUGUGGAGUCUCCAAAUCCAUGCCUUGAUUGAUGGCUACGAGCUCUCUGGUUAUCUCGAUGGGUCUACAAAACCUCCUCCUCCCACUGUCACGGUGAAUGACACAACUACACCAAAUCCUGAUUUCACGAUCUGGAAGCGUCAAGAUCGUCUCCUCUUUAGUGCUCUCUUGGGUGCUAUGGCCACUUCUGUUCAACCGUUGGUGUCCCGUGCUACCACUACUGCUGAUGCAUGGGCAACUCUUGCUGAUACGUUCGCCAAAGCUAGCCGCAGUCAUUUUAAACAAAUCAAAGAUCAGAUGAAGUUCUAG